AUUUCCCAGGAGAGGAGCCGUCGCACAUCUGGCCUCACUAAGUUGCGUUUCAACAAAGUUGUGACGCCACCAUGGAACCUGAAGAAGUGGAUGCUGAAUCAAGGCAUGCUCAACGAUGAUCCCCCCACCAAUCCAAAAAUGCUCUACCCUGUGAUCUUCAUUGUUCUCUGCUUCUAUCUGCACACAGCCAUGGCUGAUUGCCCCUCCCUCUGCGAGUGCAAAUGGAAGAGUGGCAAAGAAACUGUCAUCUGUCUCAACGCCAACCUAUCCCACGUGCCUCUACAUCUUGAUUCAGGCACACAAGUUAUAGACCUCACCGGAAACAUAUUUCCAGUGCUCAAAAGCGAGGAGUUCAGUAGAGCUGGACUAUUGAACCUCCAGAAGAUCUUCCUGUCCAGGUGCCGGUUAAAAACACUGCAACGCUACGUGUUCAAAAACCUCAAGAACCUGGUGGAGUUAGAUCUAAGUGUCAAUUUCUUGAGUUCCAUACCAACCCACACUUUUGAUUCGAUUUACGAGCUCCGAGAGUUAAAAUUGAAUGAUAAUCCAAUUAGGAUUCUAAUGGAUGAGGCUUUCGCUAAUGUUCCUCAGUUGGUGAGACUGGAACUGAACGAUUGCAAGAUAGCAGAUGUUGAACCAAGAGCUUUCGUAGGUCUAGAAAGGUCUUUAGAGUGGUUGAAACUAGAUGGUAAUGAGCUGACAGGGAUCGAAGCUACAUCCUUGACCAGACUAGAAAACCUUCACGGCUUAGAGUUAGCCAGCAAUCCUUGGAACUGCUCCUGCGCUCUCCGACCUCUGAGAGACUGGAUGCUGCGGACCAACGUACCGUUCGGAGUGCCUCCUCUUUGCCACAGUCCAAACCGCCUCAACGGCAAGUCCUGGGAGAAACUGGAUCUAGACGAGUUUGCCUGCGUCCCUGAAAUAGCACCUGGUGAUACCAUAACCCAUGGAGUAGAGGGAAGAAACGUCACGAUGACCUGUAGGAUAGCAGGGAUACCAGAACCAAACGUCCGAUGGAGCCUUAGGAAUAAACUGAUAGCGAACCUAUCGGGAACUCCGAAUACUAACGGUAGAAAACUGUACGUGAUGCAAGUGCAGAAUGAUUCCAGUGAUCUGACAAUUUUCAGUGCGGAUUUACAAGACGCUGGUGUAUACGUUUGUUCCGCGGAAAACAAGGCUGGUAAGGUGGAGGCUAGUGUGACCUUGGCGGUGUCGAGGAAGCCUCAUGAUCAAUCCAUAAGUGUCAAGGUUUUGCUUGUUAGCAUUCUCAUAGGAAUCCUGCUCGUUGUGGUCUUGUGCUUCAUCAGUUUGUGUCUCUGUUCGAAGAGGAAGACGAAAAAGUGGCGUACGCGUGAGUGUUCCAUGGAGGAGAACUACGAGAAGAUCGAGCUGAACCAUAAAGUGAGUGAUAAGAACGGUGGAAUGCAGAGGAACAAUGAGAUAUCAGUUGUGAACAGACGAAACGGUGAUUAUAGUGUGGUUCCUGCAGCGGAUACUGAUCAAGAGUUGGACGACGAUGAGACGUCGACUUUGGAUAUAGCGUCCAGGUCGUCGCAGUGGACGAAGGAUCUGGAUAAGGAAAAGAAGUGGGGAUCUCCUGAUAACUUGCAGAAUCAUGAUAUGCAGAUGCCUAGUAGGAUGAUAAGUGAUACGAGAGAAGAUCAUCCUCAGAUCACCACUUCGACGUCUGGUACAUUUAAUAAACCCAAGGACAAGUCUCCACCGUCGACAUUGCACUGCUACCCCCAAAUAUCCAGAGGCUCGCCUGAAGGAUACAGAUCUUCACCAAACUCCAGGCCACUAAACAUGCCCUUAGACCCGGUCGGCAGAAAAUUCCCAGACAUCGUAGGUACAAGCACCACAAACCCCUUUACAUUCAACCCUAGAAGGACCAACAGCGAGGGCGGCAGCGUCAAUGACAUCUCUGAACUCUUCUGCACCCUUCCGAGGAAAACAAGAAAGUACAGGAGCACGGACAGCGAAGCACCCUUAUUGUCUGAUAGUAGGUACGUGAGUAGUGGUGGAGACAGCUACGGAAGUCAAGAGUCCUCCACUUUGAGGAAAUUCGGAGAUACAUACAGAUACACUGCGAAUAAUCUCAACAGAGAGAAGAUAUCAAACAGUUACCUCAAUCUCUGUAGGGUGGAAAGACCUUCCGCUCACCUCGAGCAACACAAAGCCACCCCUUUGCUUAAUGUUUCCGGUUUAGAGAACAGACCCACGCGACCGGAAAUAUUCUCACCUACUUCCGGCACCCCUAACGCAAACAGCUACGAUUAUCACGCAACCCAGUUGGAACGGUUUUUGGAGGAGUAUAGGUGUUUGCAGAAGCAGCUGACGAAGAUGAAAGAGACGUGUGACAACUUGAGACAUGACACCAACUAUCUGAAGUCGGUGUCCAGGACGAGUUCUAGCGAUGACAUGAAGAAAGGAAGAAGGACAGGUUCUGUUGAUGGAGCUUGUUCUCCGAAUGAUAACUCUUUGGAGUGUGGUGGUAAGGUUCAGAGCGAUCUCACUAAGUAUUUGUUGGCAAAGAGUUCGUCUCCAAAGCCGUAUGCUACUAGCACCUUGUUUAACAAUUGAAGAUUUGUUUCUGAAGUUGUUGUUGCUUCUGGACCACAAUGUGUAUUCUUUGGCUGACUCUGAAAGUUUAUAUCUCGAUAGACCUGACACUGACUGGCCCAUUUUUACAAAGCGUUAAGAUUCUUUUUAGGUGUACUGGGAACUACAACAGUAAAAAUAAAGAAUGGUUAUCUUUUUCUUCCUCUUUUCAAUAUUUUUGUCCUGUUUUUUUCUGUCUUCUACCUGUCAUUGUUAGAUUCAAAAAUUUAUUAAAAAAAAUGA
Molecule: messenger RNA, 2844 nt
Organism: Harmonia axyridis
Lineage: Eukaryota; Metazoa; Arthropoda; Insecta; Coleoptera; Coccinellidae
Exons: 3
Coding region: 91-2583 (830 amino acids)
Molecular function (GO): protein binding
Source: RefSeq, a predicted model, not a curated record